AUGGCCUCGAUGCAAUUCUCGCCGCCCCCCGACAUCGACCCGCUGCCCACCAAGCUCCCUCCCCUCAAGAGCCAUGAUCGCGACACCAUGCUGCCCUCCCUCAGCAGCCUGACUGCCGACGUGCCGCCGCCGCCGCCCUCGAACUGGCCGACCCUGAACAGCCCGCUGGCCUACCGCCCGCCCCAGUCUCUCGCCUACCAAGUCGACAGUCCCGCCACCAUGGAUCUCGACGCCAGCAGUGUCGUGAGCACCGCCACCUCGGACCGCCAGUUCGACGGCGCCUCCAACACCGGCCUCACCCUCGACGACCCAGACGUGCGCUUGGCCGCCGAGGCCUUGGGUGACUUGAGAGCCGACAGUGGCUCUCUGCCUGCAAUGAGCCCACGCGCCAGGAGCGCCCAGCCCACGCCCCACUCACGAAGACCCGGGUCGCCUCAGCAUGAGCCUUUGUUGUCCUUGCUCACCACCUCGCAUCCGCUCCUGGCAAGCACCAUUGGCGGCGCCAGCUCGGCCUAUGGAGGAGCCAAGAACUUUUCGCCCCGCUUCAAGUCGAGCGCUGAAUACGUCGAGGGCUACCUGACCCCCAUCGCCAACACCGUCAACUCGGUUGGCCGUGUGACCGGUGUCGAGGGCGGCGUCAGGUGGUUCCUCGGCGCCAACCGCCGCCAUGCCUCAUCCUCGGACUCGGAUCUCGGCGGAAACUCCAACAAGCGACGCAAGGUGGACAGCGAGCGAGACAUGGCUGGCCAGGACCACGCAAGGGGCAUGCAGAAACUCUGGGCUGAAGAGUCGUCCCAGUUCACUCCCAGGACCCCACGUCGCCUGUCCUCGACGAGCACCGUAGACACCCUGCCUGCCUACGACGAGAUGCGAUCCCCGGCCUACACAGAAACCACGGGCCCGCAAAACCCCCCGCGAUCCAGUCCCUCGGCCGCCCCAUGGCAGUCCCGUCUCAUCAUGUCCACGUCGGGGCUCAGCGUCGCCAUGAGUGCCGAGAGCUUGCGCAGCCUCAAGUACUGCCUACGCUGGCUCCGCUGGACCAACGACCACAUGGGCCGUGUCAUUGGAACCCUCAAGUCGACCCUCGAAGAAUACGAGAGGACAACUCCCGAGAGGGCCCGCAUCCAAGGCUCCGCCGGCGAGGCAGGCUCGGAUGACGAAGCGUCGGAAGCGGCACCGGAGCAGUCUCGCGUCGAGCUCGCCAACAGGAUUAACUCGCUCAACGGCGACGUUCUCAAGACGCUCCAGGAUGCCAUCAACACUGUAUCAAAGUAUGCCGGUGGCGCGCUCCCCGAAAACGCCCGGGUGCUCGUUCGCCGACAUCUCACCAGCCUUCCUCAACGGUUCCGCGUGGCCACCAUGUCCAGCGCACCCGAGGGCGGUGAUGGGGACAGCGAGUCGGCCAUCCGCGACGGCGCUCAGAAAGUGCUCGUCCUGGCGAAAGAAGGGCUCGACAUGGUGACGCAGAUCAGCGGGGUUGUCGACGGCACCAUUGUAACCGCUGAGGAGUGGUGUGAGCGCGUGGGCAGGAAGAGGCAGAACUCAGGCGAGGAGGAACAAGAGCCUGCCGUCUGCCGGCAGGAGCCGGAUGGCGAUGUCAAGGUGAAUUGA
Molecule: messenger RNA, 1611 nt
Organism: Hirsutella rhossiliensis
Lineage: Eukaryota; Fungi; Ascomycota; Sordariomycetes; Hypocreales; Ophiocordycipitaceae
Product: transcription factor opi1 domain-containing protein
Exons: 2
Coding region: 1-1611 (536 amino acids)
Biological process (GO): endoplasmic reticulum unfolded protein response; phospholipid biosynthetic process; regulation of transcription by RNA polymerase II
Cellular component (GO): nucleus; endoplasmic reticulum
Molecular function (GO): transcription corepressor activity
Source: RefSeq, a predicted model, not a curated record